AUGAAUUGGACCGAAGGCAACUUGGCCCGCCAUUCUCGUGGCAGACAGCGCGACGAAUUACUCACUCGGCAGAAACAGCAUUUCGCAAAGGCUCGCAACAACCUGUCCAAUGCACAUGUCAAGCAGACUCCUGUCGCGAUAUCAUUCUUAGGGCCCGAGUACGCGCGUAACUUGGACCGUCGGGGCGAUUCAACCAGGAGUCGCCACACUCGUUCCCCCAGUCCCGUAGCGCUGCCCAAGAGCAAGUGGACGACGGAGUCACAGAGCCGCAGUAAUGCCUCCUCUUCUGCCAAUCGCGAGAAGAGAAGGCGGCUACUGGAUAAGUCGGAUUGGGCAGGACUGAGCUUGCAACAACCAAUCGACAUAGCCUUCCCUGGCCAACUCCAUGCUGCCGGUGGUUCUAGAUGGAGCAAAAUCAGUCACCAGCAGGAACGCCGUGGGGGGAGACUUCGAGAGUUGCUUGAGGCUCGUCGAGCAGAAACCUCUGAGCAUUUUCAUAAACCUCCUAUGAGAAUCCAGAUCGGGAGCCAGGAGAUCCAGCCGAGCACUGUCACCGGAUCUCAGACGAGCCGCAGACAAUACAGUCUAGCACCACGACCAUUGACUAAGUCUAUUUGGAGAAUAUCACCCCGAUUGUCGAGUCCAUUCUCGUCCCAGGCUCAGCAUCCAGCAGAAGCAACCGACAGCGGCCCCCGGCCACAUGCAUCGCAGAAUAACGAACGUUCCCAUGAGAGUGGGAGUCUGCAGAGCGACUUCACCGCGCUGCAUGUCACUACGACAAAACCUGAGACGCCAGCUCAUGUCAUUCACUCCUCUUCGAUGAUUCAUGAGCCAGUACCUCGCCGAGCCGAUGACUUUGUGGUGCUUCAGUGGUCACCUUCGCGCUCAGAUGACCGAAGCAGCAUGCAGGUGGAAGUCGAACAACCGGCAAGACCGGUGCCUCCGUCUCGAGAGGCACAGCACCAGCUCUGGAGAGAUUGGAUCAUGGAUUCGCCAGACACUGCUCCGAACAAUCAGUCGCAUAGCCCCCUAGCGACGGAUAGUUCAUCAGUUAUUCCCACGGUUUCAAGCAUCUCAAAGUUACCCUCUCACUUGCAGAGGAAGUUACCUAGCCUGGAGAUCUCAAGCGAGGCAGACCGUUCCCCUGAGCGCAGCUCCCUUAAACAGUAUGGCAGUCCAGUCUUACCAGAAUAUCCCGGUCAAAGGCUACCGGAGCCCCGGCGAGAGGAAACCAAUUUUUCAAUAGAGGUCCAGCCUGCAGAAGAUAUCCAGCGAGCAGUCGACGCCCAGCUUGCAUCCGAGGCCAAUGCUGCAAACGAUGUCGAACCUGCAGAAGAGGUCAAGCCACCGGAAGAUGCCCAGCGUACAGAGAGGGCUAAACCUACAGAAGAUCCCAACAGCUUAUGGAUGCGGUUAGCCCUAGGCGACGAUACUGAUGAGGUGCUAGAGGACUGUUUCAAGGAGGCUGCGCAUCAGGCCGCGUUGGAACUUCGACCAUCCGAGACUACCGGCACCUCUGAUAGCCUGGGCGAUGCAACAGAGACUGCGGCUACGUGCGGGACAGAGCAUUCGACUUGUGACGAGCAGCAACAAGAUGAGAGCGUGCCUUCUGACUUCUUGAGUCAAAGUCAUGCAGCCACGAAAGCAACGUCAAUAUCGGACUCAAUGUCAAGCAACAUCGCAGUGGCGGGUUCUUCAGAUGAGCCAAUGCGUAGCGCUCCUCUCUUCGUAUUGCCAAAGACCUUCGUCGGAAAGCUCGCCGAAUCGGGCGCACGUGUCAGAGUUCACUCCCCGCCUGUUGCAAAGGGGCCCAAAGGAAGAGGGAAGGGCAAAGGGAGGAGAAAAAGCAAGAACAAAGCUCUGGAUGGCAGAACGGACAUUCGAAGCCUGCCUGACUUUGAUGGAGAUCCAAUCGAAGAAUUUGAAGAUUGA
Messenger RNA from Anthostomella pinea, 1932 nucleotides. The record is from the annotation of a GenBank genome assembly. NCBI's taxonomy places the organism in Eukaryota, Fungi, Ascomycota, Sordariomycetes, Xylariales, Xylariaceae.